AUGGCAAUUAUAAGAACACUGCGCGUUCCAGAAAAUUUCACGCGGCCGGGUAUUGGAUGGCCUUAUAUCAACUCCACUGCUCAUCACUGCCACUGGGAAGGCAUUACCUGUGACGAUCAUGGCCGCGUUGCAGAGUUAAGUCUGCAGUCUCAAGUUGGAUGCACUGAUGAACCUGGGUGGUGUCACGAUGUUGGCUAUCUUGAUCCACUAGUUUUCACAUCUCUGACUAGCAUUCAUCUCAGUUCGUGUGGUCUCUAUGGAGAUAUCCCACCACACAUAGGUUACCUCUCCAACCUAACUUAUCUCAAUUUCUCCAAUAAUCAACUCAAUUCCCAACUGCCUCUUUCAUUGUCAAAUUUGAGUGAAUUACUUGUGCUCGACAUUUCUUUUAACUAUGGCAUUUAUGGUCGCAUUCCACCUGACAUAGGAAGUUUAUCCAAGCUUACUCAUCUCAAUUUCUCUCGUAAUCGACUCAAUUCCCAACUGCCUCUUUCAUUAGCAAAUCUGAGUGAGUUACUUGUGCUUGACAUUUCUUAUAACUAUGGCAUUUAUGGUGUCAUUCCACCUGAAAUAGGUAGCUUAUCCAAAAUUAAUCAUCUCGAUUUGUCUGGUAAUAGACUCCAUGGUGAGCUGCCUGUAAAUUUGAGUGAGUUACAUGUGCUCAGCAUUUCUUGGAAUAAGUUUACCGGUGUCAUUCCACCUAAGAUAGGAAGCUUACCAGAACUAACUCAUCUCGAUUUGUCUCACAAUUACCUUGAGGGUGAGUUGCCUCUUUCACUGUCGAAUCUAACUAAAUUGAUAGUCAUUGACAUUUCUUGGAAUAACUUUUCUGGGGUCAUUAUGCCUGAGAUAGGAAGCUUAUCAGAACUAACUCAUCUCGAUUUAUCUAGCAAUCGACUCGAGGGUGAGUUGCCUCUUUCACUAUCAAAUCUAACUAAAUUGCAAGACAUUGACAUUUCUUCAAAUAACUUUUCUGGUGGCAUAAUUCCUAAGAUAGGAAGCUUAUCAGAACUAACUCUUCUCGAUUUAUCAAGCAAUCGACUCGAGGGUGAGUUGCUUCUUUCACUGUCGAAUCUAACUAAAUUGAUAGGCAUUGACAUUUCUUGGAAUAACUUUUCUGGGGUCAUUCCACCUGAGAUAGGAACCUUAUCAGAAAUAACUCAUCUCGAUUUGUCUCACAAUCGACUCAAGGGUGAGUUGCCUCUUUCACUUCCAAAUCUCACUAAAUUGACAGAACUCGACAUUUCUUCUAAUGACAUUUCUGGUGCCAUUCCACCUGAGAUAGGAUGCUUAGUGACACUAAGUCAUCUCAAUAUGUCUCAAAAUCAACUCUACAGUGAGUUGCCUAUUUCAGUGGCAAAUCUCACUAAAUUAGAGGUGCUUGAAAUUUUUCAAAAUUUGAUUCACGGUGCCAUUCCCUCCGGAAUAGGGAACCUCAAGAAGUUGGUUGUUCUUGAUUUGAGCAACAACAGCAUCAGUGGCUCUCUUCCCUCAACUAUCGCCCAUUUAACAAGUUUACAAUUUUUGAAAUUGGAUGUCAAUAGGCUGGAAGGUGUUUUUGUAGGGGGGAUUGAAAAGCUGCCUUCAAUCAUGAUGAUAAAUCUAAGUAGGAACUCAAUCAAAGAACAGAUACCUUUUGACUUUGGAUAUGUUGCUCCUACGAGUUUACAGAAUAUUGAUCUUUCUUGGAACAAACUUUCGGGUGGAGUCCCUGAGUCUGUUAUAUAUUUGAGAGGAAUCAAUUUGUCCUACAAUCAUUUGGAGGGCCAGAUUCCGCAUGAUGUCUGGCUUACCUUUCAAGCAGAGUCAUUCCUCGGCAAUCCCAAGUUACUUAUCCCAGAUGGAAGUUUGGAGAGAGCAAAACAUGGAAACAGGUCACACAUAGUUUAUGCUGUGGUGAUAGUAUUUGGGUGUGUGUUUCUGCUUUCAAUUCUCUUUGGAGUCUUUUUCUUAAGAAAGAAAGCAGCAGCAGCAGCAGCAUCAUCAACCUCACCUGUUCUCAAACAUGGAGACAUAUUCAAUAUAUGGAACUUUGAUGGCAACAUCGCCUAUCAAGACAUCAUCCAAGCAACACAAGACUUUGACUUGAGAUACUGCAUUGGAACUGGAGCUUACGGAAGCGUCUACAGAGCACAACUUCCCACUGGAAGAGUUGUUGCUGUUAAAAAGCUUCACAGAUUUGAAGGAGAGAACCCUAUUUUUGACUCCUCUUUUAGGAAUGAAGCCGAGGUUCUCUCUCAGAUUCGCCAUCGCCAUAUUGUCAAGCUUUUUGGUUUUUGUCUGCACCAACGGAGCGUGUUUCUCAUCUAUGACUACAUGGAUAGAGGAAGCCUCUUUAGUGUGUUGAAAGACGACGACGAAGCUGUGGAGCUGAACUGGAAGAAGAGGGUAAAUGUGGUGAAAGGCAUUGCCAAUGCGUUGUCUUACAUGCAUCACGAUUGCAGCCCGCCUAUUUUACACAGGGACAUUUCAAGCAGCAACAUACUCUUGGAUUCAAAGUUUGAAGGUUGUUUAUCUGAUUUUGGUACAGCUAGAUUGUUGGAUCCAGAUUCUUCCAAUCAGACUCUGUUAGUCGGGACUCGAGGCUAUAUUGCACCAGAGUUGGCCUUCACAAUGGUGGUUACAGAAAAAUGUGACGUAUAUAGCUUCGGAGUUGUGGCACUGGAAAUCAUGUUUGGAGAUCAUCCAGGGGAUUUCAUUUCAUCCAUGAUGAUGAUGAAGAGAUCCACACAGUUUGCUCAAAACAUGAUGGUGCAACAACUCUUGGACAAGCGGCUACCAUCUCCAGAUGAAGAUGUAAGAGUGUCCAGGGAAAUGGUUGGAGCGGUGAAAACAGCACUCAAAUGCAUAAGUACUAUU
This is a messenger RNA of Salvia hispanica, 2859 nucleotides long. RefSeq lists its product as uncharacterized. Gene Ontology annotation, molecular function: protein kinase activity; ATP binding; protein binding. NCBI's taxonomy places the organism in Eukaryota, Viridiplantae, Streptophyta, Magnoliopsida, Lamiales, Lamiaceae. The record is from RefSeq and is a predicted model, not a curated record. Gene Ontology annotation, biological process: protein phosphorylation.